CCAGCUCCGCUGGGUCCCGCUCAUUCCAGCGACUCCCUAGGGUUUGCUGUGCUCCCCGUUCGUAGUAGUAGUCCUAUGCUAGGCUAUGCUACUCGAGGACACAAGCUCUUCCUUCUUCCUGGCUGAGGUUCUGAGGGUCGUCCUCAGGAACCUUGAGCGGGCGCCCCGAAUGCACCGUCGUCUGUUCGUGUCGCUCCUCCUUCCUACCUGUGAGAAGUUUGGCGGUUCUGGAGUGUGGCUAGCGGGUUGUAAUCGGAGUUUGGGAGCUGGUCGUGAAUUCUAAGAGUAGCCAUGAGGAGCGCCUUGUUCAGAAGUUUUUCAGAGCAUACGGAGGCCUGAGCGUGGAGUCGAACUAGAGCACUUGGAUAUAGAGAAAUGAGUGACGUGUGAGACAUAUGUCGUGGCAAGUAGUUCAAGUAAACGCUCUCAAGUAGCGAAGACAAUAAUGUCUGUCUCCGACUUCUCAUCACCAGCUACCGCAUAACUGAUUUGGAGCGCACCUGGUAAUUUGAAAUCUCGUUGUGAAGGGUGUCAUGCGGCAGAAAAUCUGUUUUACUUAUAGUUUCACAUGGAGCCUGUGGCAUCUGAUGCUAAUAUCCCGUCGGAGAGACUUCCUGAAAUCAAAACACCAGAGCCCUCUCCAAAUGCUUUUUCCUGGGAGAAACGAGUCGUUAAUCGGAAACCUCGUAUUAUCCUGGCAGCCAGCGGCAGUGUAGCUGCAAUUAAGUUCGGAGUUCUUGCUGAUAGUCUAUCUGACUGGGCUGAAGUAAGAGCAGUUGCUACCAAACCUUCUUUGCAUUUUAUCGACAGGAAAGGACUUCCAACUAGUGUUAAGUUGUACACAGAUGAAGAUGAAUGGUCAAGUUGGAGCAGAAUCGGAGACAACGUGCUUCACAUAGAGUUAAGGAAAUGGGCUGAUGCUAUGCUCAUUGCACCACUAUCUGCGAACACUCUUGCUAAGAUUGCAGGUGGUUUGUGUGACAAUCUUCUUACUUGCAUUGUUCGAGCUUGGGAUUUUUCAAAGCCAAUGUUUGUUGCGCCUGCCAUGAACACGUUCAUGUGGACCAGCCCUUUCACUCUUCGUCAUUUAACUGCUAUUGAGGAUCUUGGUGUUACCGUCAUUCCACCAAUUUCUAAGAAGUUGGCAUGCGGAGAUACAGGGAAUGGUGCUAUGGCAGAGCCUGCUACCAUUGAUUCUGCAAUGAGGUUGUCAGUGCUAUCCGACCCGAUCAUCCAGUCACUUCCCGCACCUCCUCGCACCAUCUGAGCUUCAUCAUAUCCUGUCAAGCAUGUAAUACUAAGUACACUUCAGUUGCGAUCGUGAACGAAGUGUCUGUCAGUAAGCCAGAGCAAUUGUUGCUCAGGAUGCUAUGGUCAUCUCUGGAUUUUGUUAGGUGGUCCGGAUGGGGACUCCGUGUAGGAUACAGCAGGACAAGAAUCAGUGCUGAUGAUUCUUCACUGUAUUUGUGUUGCAUAUUUCAUGCAUUAUCUUUAUUUUUUGGGAAUCAUUACUUUG
Messenger RNA from Physcomitrium patens, 1516 nucleotides. RefSeq names its product putative phosphopantothenoylcysteine decarboxylase. Gene Ontology annotation, biological process: coenzyme A biosynthetic process. Gene Ontology annotation, cellular component: phosphopantothenoylcysteine decarboxylase complex. Gene Ontology annotation, molecular function: phosphopantothenoylcysteine decarboxylase activity; FMN binding. NCBI's taxonomy places the organism in Eukaryota, Viridiplantae, Streptophyta, Bryopsida, Funariales, Funariaceae. The record is from RefSeq and is a predicted model, not a curated record.